AUGCAAGGGGAUGAUGUUUCGACUGAUCCCUCCGCUUGCAGGGAUAUUCUGAGUGGUUUGGGCACCCCGUUUGAGGUUUUCCGGGCCCGCGGUUUGACUCAUGAGAAUUGGAUAAACCAACUCUCCUCCAUGAUUGUUGGGAGUUCCAUAAUGGCAAAUGCCAUAAUGGAAGACAACAAGGUUCUGGGCCGCAAAGAGGAGAAAACUGCUCGCCUGCGGGCUGAGGCUGAGGCGCUAGUUAAAGCUGCUCGAGAUGGUGCGGAGCAGCUUGAAAGAGAGAAAGCUGCUUUUGAGCAGUAUAAGCAGACUGAGGAGUGGGCUGCAACUGCUGGCCUUAAACAGGUUCGUACUCUCGCCAAGUUGCUUUCUGAUGAGCGCAAGGGUUGGAAAGAAUCUUGGGCAAAACAGAAUGAAACUCUUUACCGUGUUCGUCAGGAGGUCACUAAUCUUAAAGCGGCGAACGCUGCUUUGAUGAAGGAGAAGGCCGCAGCUGAGGCGGCUACCAAAGAGGCCAAGGGGGCGGAGGCCCGCGCUGCCAAGGCUCUUGAUGAGGCGAAUGCUGAACGCGCCAAUUUAAACAAAGCUGUUGAGGGCCUCAAGGUUGACGUGCAGAACCGGGUGACCAUUAUUGAGGAGUUCACUGCCCGCGCGGCCGAAGCUGAAGCGCGGGCAAGGGAGGCUGCCGAGGCUAGAGAUAGCCUGGUUUCUUCAUUUGAUCAGCUUAAGGCAGAUCGCGAUUGGAUGCGUGAUCACGGUAUCGAGCAUAUUGUUUGGACCAUUCUUGAUGCGCCCGAGAACACAGCUGCGGUAAAUAAGCUUAGGGAGCGCGCGCGUGAGGCGGAUUUCAAGGCUGGUAACGCUCGAUGCAUUAGUCACAUGAACCCCUUGUACCAAAGCAGAUUUACUGAUGAAAGGUCUGGGUUCCAAGGCGUAGAUACUGAAGCGCGGCUUGCUGCAGCUGUUGAAGCGUACAACAACCUGUCCAUUUCCGCCAUUAAUGAUAUUGAUAACUGCUUGGAGGCGGAGGAUUAUGUGGACCGCUUGCGGUUGUUGUUUAGUGAUCCUGAAGAGGAAGAGGAGGAAGAGACCGCUGGUAGUGGCAAGGGUGAUGCGGGUACCAGACUACCAGUGGUAUAA
Messenger RNA from Helianthus annuus (common sunflower), 1137 nucleotides. RefSeq lists its product as uncharacterized. The transcript is spliced from 3 exons. Bases 1 to 1137 code for a protein of 378 amino acids. The record is from RefSeq and is a predicted model, not a curated record. Lineage: Eukaryota; Viridiplantae; Streptophyta; Magnoliopsida; Asterales; Asteraceae.